AUGAAUACUAUCCUAUGUUUUGCUCUUUUGGUGUGUGUAUGCUUGGCAUAUGCACUGGCGCUACCGUACCCGAGUGAAAUAAUGGCUCAAGCAGAAGGCCUACAAGCGGAAGAAUCCAGACAUAGAGGUUGGGGCGGAAACAGUUGGGGUCGCGGUGGAGGUGGAUAUGGACACGGCGGCGGCUGGGGACAAGGAGGAGGCUAUGGCCGCGGCGGUGGUUGGGGACACGGCGGUGGUUGGGGGCGUGGAUAG
Parnassius apollo (apollo) is the source of this 252-nucleotide messenger RNA. The record is from the annotation of a GenBank genome assembly. Lineage: Eukaryota; Metazoa; Arthropoda; Insecta; Lepidoptera; Papilionidae.